Pundamilia nyererei is the source of this 3750-nucleotide messenger RNA. Its product is annotated as sacsin-like. The coding region runs from base 1 to 3750 and encodes 1249 amino acids. The record is from RefSeq and is a predicted model, not a curated record. The transcript has 8 exons. NCBI's taxonomy places the organism in Eukaryota, Metazoa, Chordata, Actinopteri, Cichliformes, Cichlidae.
AUGGCCGGCAUCGCACCAGUCUUCUUUAUGAGGACCUCCUCCUCCUCCUCCUCCUCCCCAUGCUUCCUACCAAAACAGGUGCAGCUUGAUGACACCAUCAACACGCGCAAUCGCCGCAGGGCGGUAUCUCUACCCUCGGCCAAAUUCAGAUCGACUUCUUUUGGGGCCACAGCCCCGCCUUUCAUUGAUUACCUGAAAGAUAUUCUACGUCGAUAUCCAGAUGGUGGACAAAUUUUGAAGGAACUGAUUCAAAAUGCAGAUGAUGCUGGAGCAACAGAAGUGGUUUUCAUUCAUGAUGAGCGGAGCUAUGGGACAGAGAGCCUUUGGACGGAAGAAUUGGGAAAAUACCAAGGUCCUGCUCUCUAUGCCUACAACAAUGCCACAUUCACUGAUGAAGACUGGCAAGGAAUUCAGAUGGCUGGAAGGAGUGUGAAGCGUGAUGACCCAAACAAAGUCGGGAGGUUUGGAAUCGGCUUCAACUCUGUUUACCACACAACAGAUGUGCCAAGUAUAUUCAGUUCAGGGCAUCUUGGCAUGAUGGAUCCCCAAGAAAAAAUAUUUGGAGAGAGAAAUGGAGGGUUUUGGUGGUCUUUGGAUGAUGCUGAAGACCAAGAAGUUCUGCUGAAUAUGCGUGAUCAAUUUCAACCAUUUAGAGAUAUAGUCUCACUUGUAUGUGAACAUGGAUGGUCAAAAGUUGUCAUGGAGGAUCAGCACUUCAGUGGGACAAUUUUUAGAUUUCCUUUACGCAAUGAAGCAUCAGAGAUUUCUGAUAAUCUGUAUGACUCAGAUAAAGUGGUUGAGCUUUUUGAUAGCUUCAUUGCAGAUGCAGAUUUGAGCCUCCUCUUCUUAAAAAAUGUCACCUCCGUGUCCUUGUUACAUAUUAGUGAAGAUGGAGCUGUUAACACCAGACUUCAAGUGAAAUCUUCAGUCCCCACAGAUGGUGUUUUGGAGCCAGAAGAGGAGUCAGUCACUGAGGGUCUAACAAGGUUCAAAGUUAUAACUGUGAGUUCAAAAGACCAAAAAGAGACAAAGUGGCUUCUGACAACAUGUACCAUGAAAGAGGGCGUUGCAGAAGAUCUUGAUUUGCUUACAAAGAAGUUGAGCUUUUUACCUCAAGUUGACCUGGCAUUCCCCUGUGGUGAGAAGAGAGACUGUAGCCAGAGCAGACUGAGCUAUCUGAGUUCUUACAUUGGGAAGAUGCCGAAGGAAUUUUUGCCAUACAAAAAGCUGCUUCAGAAGUUUGGCCUGAGAAAAGUACUUUCUAAUGAAGAAAUUUUGGGCAUUCUGUACAACAUCCAGCAAAAUGUUGAAGCAAGACAACAGCCGAUUGCAAGUUCCUCAGAGGUCAAAGUGUCAAUAGAAAUUCUCAACUGGCUCUGGAAAGAGAAGAAAACAGUUCAGGAUGACAUCCCAGUGCCAGUCAUUGCUGAGGGAGGAAAAUUUACCCUUAAACCACGAUCAACAGCUCUUUUCUGUGAUGUAAGCAAAAAUGGACUAAAAGAACUAAACUGCAGAGAAGAGGAAAUUUAUGUCAUACAUGAGGAAAUCCCAAAAGCAGCAGCUGAAUGGCUGGAAAUUCGUUUUCUCAGUACCCACAUCCUUGAUCCAGAGGAGAUAGGAAUAGAGCAGUGUGGACAAUCUGAACCAAUAACAAUGAGGAUAAAAAAUAUUCUUAAAGAGUACGAUGAAGACAGUGACAUCUUCAAAGAGCUCAUCCAGAAUGCAGAGGAUGCUGGGGCAGCUGUUUGCAAGUUCUUGGUGGAUUUCAGAGUACACAAAGAUGCCCCCGAAAGCCUGAUUGACCCUGACAUGGCUCUUUGUCAGGGACCUUGUCUUUGGGCUUUUAAUAAUGAGCAGUUCACAGCAGAGGAUUGGAAAAAUAUUGUCAGAGUUGGCUCAGCCUCAAAGGAAAACAAAGUGGAAAAAAUUGGAAAGUUUGGACUUGGAUUCAACACUGUGUAUCAUGUGACAGAUGUCCCCUCCAUCCUUAGUGGCAACACUCUCCUCAUACUUGAUCCAAAUGUUACUCAUCUCACAAAGCAUAUCAAACACAAAACAAAUCCUGGAAUCAAGCUGGAUCUCUCUCAACAGCGACUCUUUCAUUGUUUUCCUGGUCAGUUUGGAUCAUAUAAAAACAUUUUUGACUGUAAUUUUACCCGAAAAAGUCCUCCUGAACCCUAUCCAGGCACUCUGAUCAAACUACCUUUCCGAAGUCAAGAAGAGGCUGCCAAAUCAGAAAUAAACCCAAAAGUGUAUCAAAAACACAAUAUCUUGGAUUUUCAACAUCUCUUUUCUAAGAAUUCACAAACCCAUCUGCUUUUUUUAAAGAACAUCAUUACGUUAUCCCUCCAAAAUAUCCCACACAAUGGAUCGACUCCACCAAGAGAAAACGAAAUAGAGACCAUCUUCUCUGUGUCCAAAACCACUGUGAGUGCAAUGGAGAUUCCUGAUGACACCAGUGUGUCCAAGCAACGUCAUGCUGAGAAAUCACUGAUGAAACUUGAUGGUAAAUGCAAAGAGGUGAUCAAUUGCUGUAAAUUCAGCAUUGUGAAAAUAUCCAGUCAGCAGUCUAAUGAAAAUGAAGUUCAGCUCUGGCUCCUGUACAACUGCUUUGGGACAGAUGAGUCCUUGAAAAUGGCCCUUCAGAAAAACAAGCAAGCCAGUUUCUCUUUGCCCAUUGGAGGGAUUGCUGUGCCCUUGCAAAAUGAUCCAGAAACUGGAAAAUUCAGCACAUUACAAACAGAUCUUGUUGGACAGGCCUUUUGCUUCCUUCCUCUUCCCAUUCACACGGGUCUUCCUGUCAAUGUAAAUGGCACAUUUGCUGUGACAAGCAACCGAAAAGUAGAUGGUAAAUUAUACCCAUCAUCCACACUCUGCUACAACGACACAGUGUUUGAGACCAAAAGGUUGGAAGAAGCGCUGGAGAACAAGUUCCUGCUGCUUGAGAAACUCAGUGAAUGUCAUUUGGGCAACGACAAAUACAUGCAUCAUCAGCUGUUGCAACUGCUGCCUCAGAAAUUUCAGCCAAAGAUGCUGUCUGAGUUCACAGAGGAAAGAGUUGUGGAAUCAGAGAUGCAGCUUUUGCUGGGACAACUCCUCAUGUGUGAUGAUCUGCAAGAUGUUCGGAAAACUCUGGCUAAAAAUCAGAUCCGUGACAGUGCUGAAACUGAAAGUUCCUCUUUUAGUCCAGCAGCCCCUGGGACAGAGGUUCCAGAAGAAUGGCAUGAUUGUUUGGACAUGAAUGUCCUCAACAACUUUGAAGAGGGGGAAUAUGUUGGCUACAGCAUUGAUGACAAGUACAUUUAUGCAGUUAUUGUUGAAGAACUGCCUGGUCACAAUGGACGAUAUUCAUGGAGAUACAAAAUAGAUAUUGGAGAAGAUGAGCCCAUUGAAGUCAGCUGUGUUGAUCUGUUUCAGUUUAAACGAGAAAAGAAAGUAAAAACAGAAAGGAGGAAAUGCAUGGAGCCAGAACUACAGAAGAAGAUGCUAAAACCAGAAGAAAACACUUGCAUGGAGCUGGAACCACUGGCAGGAGCUGUGCCACAUUCUUCUGAAUCAUCAAUAAAUUCCUUACCAGCCUCUGUUCAGGAAGCUAAAAGGGAAAUUGAUAAAUGUUUGGCAGAGAUCUGGAGGCUUCCUGAGGAGGAGAGGCACAAAGCCAUCAAGAGACUGUACCUCAGGUGGCACCCUGACAAAAAUCCGGAUUGCCAGUCUCUCGCCAGUGAGGCAUUCAAAUAUUUACAGAAUUGA